UUGUGGCUCUGUAUUGUAUGCACCUACAUGUACUUCUAUAAAUGUUAUAUCAACAACAGUGACAAUCUCGAAAAUACUUGUAUUCUUGUUUUGUUUGUACUUUCCUUAGUGUUCAUCACUAAUUGUUGUAUGUCAUUCUUGCCAGUAUGUACAUGUAUGUGAUGUUUGUGUACUAGUGAACCAAAAUGUUUAAUAAAUUUUGAAGAAUUUCGAUAUUGUCAGUGGAAUAUUGACAUGUAUGCCUGCUCGGAGUUUUACAUUAUUUCCACAUUUCAUUCUUUGCAAUUUUCUGCAAUUAUUGCCAGAAUGCUUAUCACUAACCAUCUUAAUGAAUAAAUGUUGCAACUGAAGUUGAAUUUACACCAGACACGUGUCCACAGCUCAGUUUAUAUCAGUCCUAAUUCAUGAGGAAUAUAGUGUAUAACGCAACUGUAAAUGCCUGACGUCCACAUAUGUGGACGUUUCGUAAAUUGAAAAUUAAAUAUGCAAAUUGGCAAAUGUGAAUAUUUCUCCAAUUAGUGAGCCUACAGUGAGACACACAGCCAGUAGUAUCUAUUUUAGUAGCCAGCAAGUACUCUCAGGCACUAAAGGGCAAUGGUAGUACUGUCCCAAAGGGAAAGGGAUUCUGUAAUUUUUAAAAUUUUGACGAUUUGACCAAUGAGAGCGCAAAACAGACUAUACUCAUGAAUAUGCAUUGGUUUGGUCUAUUUAAGUUCUAGUUUCGCAAAGAGUGGCUGUUUCGCAUGAAAUUCAGCCAACCAAUUUUGCGCUUUGUCGUGUUUCUGCGUCAGUAGUCAGUCACAAUGUUGUCCCGGGGCCGGGGAUGGGGACCGGGAAUGGGGCGAGUAUAUAACCCGUGUAGUACGGCGUUGAUCCCCAGUGCAAACCGAAGUAAGCCGCGCUAGGAGAACUCUUCGACGAAUCCGCACCGUUUUUGAAGACCACGUUGAACCAGAGUUCCCAGGCAAAUAGUAUCAAGCAUCACGAUGAAGUCUGUUUUCCUUUUGACUGCUUUCCUGGGCGUUUUCCUGGCCCAAUUGACACUGAGUGAAGCCAUUAGUUGUUACUCCUGCGCGCCAACAGACAGCGGUUGUAGAUCUCCGUUCGUCACGUCCGAGCACCAGGACUGGCUGAAGGCGUGCACCAGCGGCAAAACCUGCUUGCAAACCAUCAAUUCCGACAAGACGACGACUCGAACUUGCAACAACCAAGACACGUGUAUGGACGGCACGACAACUAGCUACUAUCAAAACUGUUUCAAUAACAUAUGUACAGAGGAGUAUUGCUGUACCGGGGAUGGCUGCAACUCGGCCCCGGUCGCUGUCUCCUUCAGUGUCCUGCUGACCGCUUUCAUGGUUCUGGCUACCUGGGCUUUCAGAAAAUAAUACGCAAAAUUCUGCAACUGCUUGAUUCUAAUCGUAUUUGUUUUCCAAAUAGCAAUUCAGUUAAAAGGUAGCGUCCGUCAUUUGUAAUUUGUACAUUAUGUUCGUUGAAGCAACAAACAUGCUCAAAAUCUAAAGAAGGGUGCUGAACAACU
Patiria miniata (bat star) is the source of this 1537-nucleotide messenger RNA. RefSeq lists its product as uncharacterized. The coding region runs from base 987 to 1385 and encodes 132 amino acids. The record is from RefSeq and is a predicted model, not a curated record. Lineage: Eukaryota; Metazoa; Echinodermata; Asteroidea; Valvatida; Asterinidae. The transcript is spliced from 4 exons.